Molecule: messenger RNA, 1587 nt
Organism: Eruca vesicaria subsp. sativa (arugula)
Lineage: Eukaryota; Viridiplantae; Streptophyta; Magnoliopsida; Brassicales; Brassicaceae
Source: the annotation of a GenBank genome assembly
AUGGGAAAUUUCCUAACGACCGCUUUUAGGGUUUUUGAAAACAGAGAAAAAACUGAUGAUUUGAACGGUUCUUCUGAUGAGGACAAAUCCGAUGUCAAGAUGGAGAGUGUUAACGACUCUGGACCAAUUGAAGAUUAUGUGAUGAGUGAAGCUUCCUCGUUGCUCAACACAAACCAAGAUCAUUCCAGAGAUGGUUUUGAAGAAGAGAAUGUGUUCCAUGUAGGAGACUUUGUGUGGGUACAAGGAGUCAUUAAUCGUCAUCAAUGGUGGCCUGGGAAGAUUUAUGAUCCUUCAGAUGCUUCUAACUUAGCGUUGAAGCAAAUUCAGAAAGGUACAUUACUCGUUGCGUUUUGUCGGAAAGAGACGUUUGCUUGGUGCACUCCUUCGCAGCUUAAACCGUUUAUAGAGAAUUUCAGAGAGUUUUCAAAGACUAGCGAGUCUACUAGCUUUCUCAGUGCUGUGAAAGAAUCUGUGAGAGAGAUUGGUCAACAUGUGGAGAACCUAUUGGUUUGUGAUGAGCCUCUGGUUAGUUCUGUAGCUGUGAAUUGUGGAGUAAAAAAAGAAGUUCUUGUACCUGAUGUUAGAAGAGAGACUAUAAGGUCUCUGGUUCUUGAAAGACCUGGGAUAGUUCUUGAAGAUGUUAAAAGCCUUGCGAAGGAAGCUAGUUUUAGUGAUUUGUUAGAGAUUGAGGUUUUGAAGAGGAAAAUAUCAGCGUUUUAUCGGUCUAAAGGAAGGUUUUGUUUAGCUAAAUAUGAUGAUGAGGAUCCAUAUAUCAUAGGACUUGAAGACAAAGAGGAUGAGUAUACAUUGAAGUUCAAAAACUCUUCUUGCCAGAGAUCAUUAAGAAAAUGCUCUAAGCUGGCUAGUAAAAAGAGGAAACGUGGUGAUGAAGUUUUUGCUGAUGCAGCAGCAGUCACGACUUUGAGGAGAAGAGUGAGUAAUAUAGAAGAGAGUGAGGAGAAAGAGGAGUCAGGUAUUGAUAUAGUUGUUGAUUUAUCAACUCCACUGGCUUCACCCUGCAAAAGGGUAAAGGUUGAUGAUGUUUCUUCAAGUGGUGAGACUAUAAUGCAAAGAAGUAAGAGAGAGAGGAAGAAGAGCAAGUAUCUUUCUCCUGAUUACAUUACAGAUUUUAGUUGGAGAAGGAAAAAGAACAAACUAGAAUCUGAAUCAGCAGAGCGAGUGAUGAAGCAUUCUGCUGAAAAGGCCAUUAGUUUCUUGAAGUUUGGAGCUGCAACAGAGGAAAUAGUGGAACUAAUCCGAGUAGCAGCUCUCAGCACAAAAUAUUCACAAGAGAGUCAAAGCUCUUAUGAUAUGAUAAGAGGGUUUGUGUCCAUUUACCGAAGUUUCACAUAUGAUCAUGGAGCUCACAAAAGAAACGGAAACGAGAAGAAGGAAGGUGAAAACAGAAAGGGUGUGAUGGAAAUGGAGUGGUUGAAAAAUAAGCUUGAAGAGAUGAGAGCGUUGCUGGAGGAAACAGAGAGAGGAGAGGUUACGGAAGAGUUGAAGAUGAGACUUGAAGAGGAAUCAAGAAACUUGCUGGACAAGGUAAGGAAGAUGACUGUUGAUUCCUCCCAUGAAUCUUGCUAA